AGUCGUGUUGGAGUGGCGUGACCUCCGAGAAUGAAACGGCAACAGUGGCAACAUUGGCACACGCACAACCACCGCUACAACUCAAUGGCCCAACCGAACCCGGACUGGUGAUACUGAUUUGUGCCAUACGACGAGUGUCUUGUGGCUCGAGGCUUCCUGCGACCAUGAUGAAUUACGCCUCCUUUGGUUUCUCUCGUAAUAGCAUGCGUGCAGUUGUAGCCCUGGCUUUUCUUCUCGUCCCAGUAGUAGCGUCCCAACCACAACCACAACAGAAACACUCGAUUUUGAAUUUCUUUGCCAUUGGGGACUGGGGAGGCGUGGGGUCCAUCCCAGGAGCAGAAUUCUUCAUUGGAGUCCAUCAACGAGAGGUUGCAGAUGGAAUGAACAAGGUGGCGAUGGACCAACGUCCUGAAUUUGUGGUUGCCUUGGGAGACAACUUUUAUCUCAAAGGAAUCUCCGGACAACAAGCAUUCCAAAGAGUGGAAAAGACGUUUGAGAAUGUCUACAAUGGCGCUGGAUUAGCCCGUGUUCCAUGGUAUGUCAUCGCUGGCAAUCACGACCACUAUGGGAAUGUGACGGAACAGAUACAUUAUACCUACUAUUCGCGCCGCAAAAGCAAGACAGAGGAGGGUUUUCAUCACCGAUGGGAGUUUCCUUCCUUGUAUCACAAACGGACGAUUACAAGAGGGCAUCUCUCCGUGGAUCUCAUUCUGAUUGAUACGGUUGAUCUGGUAGAAUCGGCGUUCUUACUAGAACCCAAUGCCACUGCCAAAAGUGAAAGCCUUUGGGACACCUGGGUGCGCUCUCCAUUGGGAUUCACUACCGAGAAAGAACCACCAACAACCAAACAGUGGCAGUGGCUCCAAAAGUCACUCAGCGACUCCACGGCAGACUACAUUCUGGUUGGAGGCCAUUACCCUGUAUUUAGCCAAGGAAUGCAUGGACCGACAAAAGAACUGGUCCAGCAUCUAAAACCACUCCUUGAGGAAUAUGGUGCUCACUACCUCUCGGGGCACGAUCAUGCCAUGAUGCAUUUUCAGCAGAAUGCUCCAGCCAGUGGAGGAGUUCGAUACAUUGUCACGGGAACUGGCAAUGCUUGUUGUUCAUGGAGACGCAACAAGUAUCGACAGGAACAUGAAAAAGAUUACAAAGAUGUUCCACUCCUGUGGCAUCUCUUCCACCAGGAAAAGCACCAUGACAAUGGUCUCACCAUCACGGGUGGAUUUGUUUCCAUCCAGGCCACGCCAUUGUCCAUGAAAGUUCAGUACCAUGCACAGGAUGGCUCGGUUCUGUACAGAGCAGAGCCCAUCCCUCCGGUACCUCGUCGACAACAAAGUCUUCCAGAUGGUCCUACUAGCAAGAGUGAGAACAUGCUCACCAAGGACGACAAAACCAAGGGCAACGUCGCGAUUGAGUAGCGCUGUGCUGUAACAGUAAUGAAUACCAUUUAGCAAAUGUUUUGCACCGCCGCAGCCAACUAGUUUCAGAAGUAUUCUAUCCAAAU
Messenger RNA from Seminavis robusta, 1504 nucleotides. Lineage: Eukaryota; Bacillariophyta; Bacillariophyceae; Naviculales; Naviculaceae. The record is from the annotation of a GenBank genome assembly.